CCUUCCUGACUGUUUCAAUAUGGCGGGCGGUGAGAGGGAGACCGAACCGUCUGGUGAUAACAUUGUGUCCAAGGCCUCCCAGCUGGCUGAUAAACAUUUAUAUUUAGUCCGGAAUAUCAGCACUGGCCUGGCCAUAGCUGGCGUGCUUUUGUUUGCAAGGAGUAUAAAACUGGUAACAAAAUUCACAAGUGCCAAAGACAUACCAGAGAAAUUUAUAAAGAAAAAUGUAAAGUUACGUGGAAAGUUGCUUUGUAUCACAGAAGAAGGCCUAGAAGUCGAGCAUGUGCCAAUUAAUGUUCCCUUUAUCACGUCCUUUCAGAACAGAUGGCAACGAGAUGGCAGUUUGUUUAUCAAACUUGCUGGCGUGCAGUUGACUCCAAGUGGCAAGAUAUGGUUAAGAGAGAAGCUCCAACCGUCACAAAUACUGUGGUUCCAACUUCUUCAAAGAGAAGGUUUAGCCCUUGAUUGUUUUGUUUUGGUCCCUAAAAAAAGACUGUUCAGUGAAUGUAUCAACGUGGAGAUCGUGACACAAGGACUUGGUAAAGUAGCUCACGUUCCAAAACUAGAUGAAAACCCAAUACUUUGGAAAUUUUACAAGAGACUCUUACAAGCAGAAGUAAAGGCUCAGAACAAAGGAAAAGGCUUGUGGAAACUGGAUAGUCGGCUUGAUGUUUUGUCUAAUAAAAUGCUGAAUAAUAGUGUUGUGCAAAAGCUCAACCAUCUUACCAGUUUUAUUAUGAACUACUGGAAAAAGUUCAGAACAUGAGUAUUUUAAUACUGUUUAUUGUGUAUUUGUACAUAUGUGAUAUUUAAUAAUAAUAUAUGUUACAAAAGGAUAAAUUUUGAGAUAUUUGAUUUGUUUAAACAGACACACAUAGUAUCACACAUGUCAUGUACUAUAGAAACAGCUAUGCUAAUAAACAUUUUAUUGUAAAAGA
Molecule: messenger RNA, 938 nt
Organism: Pelobates fuscus (common spadefoot toad)
Lineage: Eukaryota; Metazoa; Chordata; Amphibia; Anura; Pelobatidae
Gene: MISO1
Product: chromosome 2 C3orf33 homolog
Exons: 5
Coding region: 20-766 (248 amino acids)
Source: RefSeq, a predicted model, not a curated record